This is a messenger RNA of Pistacia vera, 544 nucleotides long. RefSeq lists its product as uncharacterized. The coding region runs from base 93 to 266 and encodes 57 amino acids. Lineage: Eukaryota; Viridiplantae; Streptophyta; Magnoliopsida; Sapindales; Anacardiaceae. The record is from RefSeq and is a predicted model, not a curated record. The transcript is spliced from 3 exons.
UCUUCUUGCUCAUUUGACUCAUACACUCUCUUUCUCAUAACAAACCAAAAGCUUUUGCACGAACCACAUCACAAAACUAAAAGCAUCAUCAGAUGGCGCCGCCUCCUGGUCCCUACUCCGGCACCAGCACCCUCGCUUUGGUGGCUCGUGUUUCGGCUUUCUCAUAUGGGCUUGUUUAUGGCCACAUGAAGCUCAAGUACCUCAAGGCAAAGGCAAGAUCACACAAGAAAGCUGAAGAAAAGGCUGCUGCAAAGGCUCACCAUUGAAGGUGGUGGUGGGAUCUGUUUCAAGUUGAGUGAACAUUUGAGUUGAGUUGAGUAUAGAAAUAAUCAUUAAAGAAAGCAGCGUUUCAUCUUUGGCGAAUGGUUUUGCAGACCUUGCUGGCUGCUUUUUAUCAAUUUUUUUUCUGAGAUACAAUCUUUUAAGAAACUUAACUUGAUUGCCUUUGACAAUUUUUAUGAAUAUUUAGCUUUCACUUUGGUUACAAUCUAAUGUUGAAUGAUUAUCAUCCUUUAUUUGAAAUAAUAAACCUCUGUUACCAUUA